Messenger RNA from Alternaria alternata, 1312 nucleotides. RefSeq names its product mitochondrial carrier. Gene Ontology annotation, cellular component: mitochondrial inner membrane. The record is from RefSeq and is a predicted model, not a curated record. The transcript is spliced from 4 exons. Gene Ontology annotation, biological process: mitochondrial phosphate ion transmembrane transport. NCBI's taxonomy places the organism in Eukaryota, Fungi, Ascomycota, Dothideomycetes, Pleosporales, Pleosporaceae. The coding region runs from base 175 to 1101 and encodes 308 amino acids. Gene Ontology annotation, molecular function: phosphate transmembrane transporter activity.
UAAUCUAUAAUUCCUUAUACCCCUCCUCCAGAUCUUCCGGCUUUUGUUUUUUUGAGGCACCAUCCUUGUGAAGCAGCACGCGACAAACCUCAUCCCCGGUUCCAGCACCAAAACGACACCAUACGGCGAGAACGACACAGCAAUUGAGGUGACUCAACUACAAUUACAUUCACAAUGUCGAACAAAUUGGACGCGAUGAAGCCGCAGAGGAAGAUUGAGCUCUUUUCAGGCUCAUACUUUGCGGCGUGUACAAUGGGUGGUAUUAUCGCGUGCGGGCCUACACAUACUAUGGUUACCCCGCUGGAUCUGGUAAAAUGCCGCCGUCAAGUCGACUCCAACCUCUACAAAUCCAACUCGCAAGCGUGGAAAAUGAUCUAUUCCAAAGAGGGUCUGCGCGGUGUAUUCUUUGGUUGGACACCCACUUUCAUCGGCUACUCCAUGCAAGGGGCUGGCAAAUACGGUUUCUACGAAGUCUUCAAGUACCUGUAUGGUGAGAAGCUUGCUCCCGGCGCCCCGCAAACGGUUGUAUAUCUCGCUGCCUCCGCUUCCGCCGAAUUCCUCGCCGAUAUUGCCCUGUGUCCUAUGGAGGCAAUCAAGGUCCGGAUGCAAACGACCAUGCCACCGUUCGCAAACACACUAAGGGAGGGCUGGUCGAAGGUGAUCAAGGAAGAGGGCGUUGGCGGUCUUUACAAGGGCCUGUAUCCUCUGUGGGCGCGUCAAAUCCCAUACACCAUGGUCAAGUUCGCCACGUUUGAAGAGACUGUCAAGCAAAUUUACGGCUUCUUGGGUAAGCCAAAAGAGUCGUACGGAAGUCUACAGCAAACUGGUGUGAGCUUCCUCGGUGGAUACAUCGCUGGUAUUGGAUGCGCGGUCGUCUCGCACCCUGCAGAUGUCAUGGUCUCGAAGCUCAACAGCGACCGGAAGGCUGGCGAGGGCGCUGGCCAAGCUAUUGGCAGGAUAUACGGCAAGAUCGGUUUCGGUGGUCUUUGGAACGGACUGCCUGUCCGUAUCUUCAUGAUUGGUACUUUGACUGCGUUCCAAUGGCUUAUCUACGACUCCUUCAAGGUCUACCUUGGUCUACCUACUACCGGUGGCCACUAAGCCAUCUACUACACGAAGAGAGUGCGAUAGUCAUGGCGUGUAAGGUGUUCUUGGAGUAAGACUAGCGGAUGACUACUACCUAAUGACGUUUAGUUGAUGUAAUUUACUUCCUGCUACCCGUGGUUGUCAAUACUAACAUUAUCUGUUCCUACUCACAAGACUGCCCCCUCAUCCUAGUCGAUAUGCAUCAUUCAAUCUAGUAUUUUGCGAC